Dibothriocephalus latus is the source of this 918-nucleotide messenger RNA. Lineage: Eukaryota; Metazoa; Platyhelminthes; Cestoda; Diphyllobothriidea; Diphyllobothriidae. The record is from the annotation of a GenBank genome assembly.
AUGUAUUUUUUUAAUAGUGCCGGCAUAAUGCUUACUUAUUUCACCAUAAACUACGGUCUUGGCGCCUACAUUGCCACUUACUGCAUUUUAUUUGGAAUUGGAAUGGGGAUUCCCUACUCUGUGAUUUUCCAAGUCGCGUCCUCCUGGUUCCCUGCCCAUCGAGCUACGGUAGUGGGUAUAAUUGCGUCGGGAUUCGGAUUAGGAGCGUUAGUUUUCACGCCAAUCCAGACUAGAAUUAUUAACCCAAACGAUCAACAGCCAAUAAAAGGAAUGUAUCCACCUGAGGUCGUAGAGAGGAUUCCUCGCGCAUUUCUCGUUCUUGGUGGGCUAGUUCUUGGUCUUGAAAUUACGGGGUUGCUUUUAAUGCGAACGUGUCCCGACUCCCGCGUCCAAGACAAGUUGAAGCGAGCCAGGGAAGACAAUUCCAAAUGCGACACCCCACCUGUUGAACAGGAAAGUUUGUCUAUCAUGGAGGCCAUCAAAUGUGUGGAUUUCUAUAUUUUAUUUGGCGUAGUCUUCUGUGACGUCAUACCAAUCAGUCUCCUCACAUCCACUUUUAAGGUGUACGGGAUCGACAGUGGCCUUAAGGAUAAAUACCUAUCUGACAUUGCAACAACCUGCGCCGCCUUCAAUUGCGUAGGCCGAGUUGUUUGGGGCUCGCUCGUUGACCACUGUUCGUCUAAGUGUCCUCUGCUCUGGCUUCUCCUUCAAUGGGGCCUCCUGUUUGUGUCCUAUCCCUACGUCGCCGCUGGGCCCGCAGGCCCCUACCUAUACGCCAUCUGGAUCUUCGCAAUCUUUUUCACCCUCUCCGGUCACUUUGUCAUCGUACCUGCUGCAUGUACACGCAGUUUCGGACCAAAAAACAUGGCCACAAUCUACGGCUUGGUGUAUGCUGCAACGGUACGUCAAUGCCGCUAA